GUUCUGCUGCCCCCGGUGGUGGCCUGUGUGGAGGACUCCUUCUAUAAGAUCACCUCGGAGGCUCUGCUCGUCGCCCAGCAGCUGGUCAGAGUGACGAGGCCCCCAGGACAGAGCCCCACCGCGGCGGGAUUCGACCCCAGACCGUUCGUCAGGGAGGUGUUUCCCGUCACCUUGAAGAGGCUGAAAACCACCGACAUCGACCAGGAAGUGAAGGAGAGGGCCAUUUCCUGUAUGGGUCACCUGGUGUGUCACCUGGGCGACCACUUGGGGGCGGAGCUUCAGGGUGUGCUGUUGAUCUUCCUGGAGAGGCUGAAGAAUGAGAUCACGAGACUUACAGCCGUCCGGAGCAUCACGCUCAUCUCUGCUUCACCGCUGAAGCUCGACUUGUCGUCCAUCCUCCCGGAGACUCUGUCUGUUUUGGGAUCUUUCUUGAGGAAGAACCAGCGAGUCCUGAAGCUCGCCACACUGGCCUGUCUGACCGCUCUGGUCACGCACCACGCCGCCGGAAUCAAACCCGCGGCGCUGGAGCCCGUCCUGAGCGAGCUCCCUGCUCUGGUGGACGAGAGCGACAUGCACGUGUCACAGGUGUCCGUCUCCUUGCUGACCUCCUUGUCCAGGGCCUGCUCCUCCUCCCUGGCUAAGAUCAGCUCCUCCGUGCUGCCGUGCGUCUUCAGACUGGUCCACUCUCCUCUCCUUCAGGGAGGAGCUCUGGUAGCCAUACUGGACCUCCUUCAGGCUCUGGUUCUGUCCAAAAGCAGUAACCUGGGCUACAGUCAGUUGCUGAAGUCCCUCACAGACCCGUUCCACAGCUCCCAGUCCUCCCUGAUCCACAGACAGUCGUACCAGUCUGUAGCUCGUUGUGUAGCGGCUCUGUCCUCCUCCUGCCCCUCAGAGACACCGGCCACGGUGGCCGGACUCCUGCAGGAGGUGAAGAAUCCUGGUUCUCCUGAGUCUGCUCGAGUCCUGGCUCUGUUGUGUCUGGGGGAGGUGGGGAGGAGCGGCAGCCUGGGAGGAAGUAAGGAGGUGCAGGGAGUCCUCCUGGAGGCCAUCUCCUCCACCAACGAGGAGGUGAAGACGGCGGCGUCCUGCGCGUUAGGCAGCAUGGCGGUCGGCAGCCUGAACGACUACCUGCCCUUCCUGCUGAAGGAGAUCUCCUCCCAGCCGAGGAGACAGUACCUCCUGCUGCACUCCCUCAAGGAGGUCAUCAGGUGUGUUCUCAGCGUUACCGCCUUCUUUAUCUCCUCAUGUCUUCCAUCUUGAGGAAGAUGAAAUUAGUCUGUUUAAAAGAAGUGGACGAAGUCGUCAUGUC
Molecule: messenger RNA, 1309 nt
Organism: Anarrhichthys ocellatus (wolf-eel)
Lineage: Eukaryota; Metazoa; Chordata; Actinopteri; Perciformes; Anarhichadidae
Product: cullin-associated NEDD8-dissociated protein 1-like
Exons: 7
Biological process (GO): SCF complex assembly
Source: RefSeq, a predicted model, not a curated record